Molecule: messenger RNA, 1032 nt
Organism: Protopterus annectens (West African lungfish)
Lineage: Eukaryota; Metazoa; Chordata; Ceratodontiformes; Protopteridae
Gene: HACD3
Product: 3-hydroxyacyl-CoA dehydratase 3
Exons: 10
Coding region: 145-1032 (295 amino acids)
Biological process (GO): sphingolipid biosynthetic process; fatty acid elongation; very long-chain fatty acid biosynthetic process
Cellular component (GO): endoplasmic reticulum membrane
Molecular function (GO): 3-hydroxyacyl-CoA dehydratase activity
Source: RefSeq, a predicted model, not a curated record
UGGUCUAGCAGCUUUCUUAUAAACUUCUAGUGGUGUUGCUACUCAACUGUCUACAGUACAAACUGGUCCGAAUUUAAUGUAACUCAUUCCUUAUUCCGGUAUCUCACUUUUCAUUCAUUUGUUGUUAUCUACCCCAAUGAAAAGAUGCAGUCUGCGACCCUGACACCUCGCGUUUAUUGGGCUCAGAGACACGAAGAUGUGUAUUUGCGAGUGGAGCUUAAUGACGUGCAGAACCCAGAAAUCAACAUUACAGGAAACACACUCCAUUUUCAUGCUCAUGGCCAUGGAGCAAAAGGAGAAAAUCUUUAUGCAUUUCAUCUUGAGUUUGUGGAACUUGUUAAACCCCAGCCCAUGUACAAGGUUACAGAAAGACAGGUGAACAUUACAGUGAAGAAACAAGAAAGCCGAUGGUGGGAUAGAUUAACAAAACAAGAGAAGAAACCUUUGUUUCUUGCUCAUGAUUUUGAUCGUUGGAUUGAUGAGUCAGAUGCAGAAAUGGAACUCCAAACAAAGGAAGAAGAACAGAUAAACAAAGUCUCAAUCAAGUCAAGGAUUCCAAAAGACUCCUUCAGAACUUUGAAGUUGGGAUAUCUCUUUAUGUAUAAUCUUGUGCAGUUCUUGGGAUUUUCCUGGAUCUUUGUAAAUAUGACUGUACGUCUCUUUAUCCUAGGACAAGAUUCGUUUUAUGAUACUUUCCAUACGACUGCCGACAUGAUGUAUUUCUGCCAGAUGCUGGCAGUUGCUGAAAUUGUACAUGCAUUAAUGGGCUUAACAAAGACUGCAGUUAUACCUUGUUUAAUCCAGGUGUUUGGAAGAAAUUUUAUACUCCUUGUCGUCAUUGGAAGUCUAGAAGAAAUGCAGAGUAAAGCUGUGGUGUUCUUUAUAUUUUACUCAUGGAGCAUGAUUGAAGUUUUCAGGUACCCGUACUACAUGCUUGUUUGCAUUGAUACAAAAUGGAGUCUGCUAACCUGGAUUCGCUACACCAUCUGGAUUCCUCUUUAUCCUCUUGGAGCAUUAGCAGAAGGUAGUUAG